This is a messenger RNA of Dipodomys ordii (Ord's kangaroo rat), 4731 nucleotides long. It is a transcript of the gene Pja2, whose product is annotated as praja ring finger 2, E3 ubiquitin protein ligase. Lineage: Eukaryota; Metazoa; Chordata; Mammalia; Rodentia; Heteromyidae. Bases 86 to 2215 code for a protein of 709 amino acids. The record is from RefSeq and is a predicted model, not a curated record. The transcript is spliced from 9 exons.
GAAUCUUUUGCAGCUCAUCCAUUGUGUGAGUAAACCUCAAACCACAGCCACAAUUCUACUGAAAUAGGCACACAGAAAUUACCAUAUGUCUCAGUACACUGAAAAAGAGCCAUCAGUGAUGGAUCAAGAAUCCAACAAGGGUGGUUGGCCCAAACCAGCAGGAGGAUAUCAGACAAUUACAGGCAGGCGAUAUGGAAGAAGACAUGCAUAUGUCAGUUUUAAACCAUGUAUGACCAGGCAUGAAAGAAACUUAGGUCGGGCUUUUGAUGACUACGAAGUAUUGGAACUGGAUGAUGUUCCAAAGGAAAAUUCCUCAGGUUCCAGUUCAUUGGAUCAAGUUCAUUCUUCCUUAUCUGAUGAACCUAUAUUUGAAAAUAGUGAAACAGGAACUCCCACUUGUGGUACAGCGUUGAACCAAAUUGUUGAGAGCAAUUCAUCCUUUGCUACAGAGCAUCAUAGUCAGGAAGGCAAGGAUACCUUAGGAAGCAGUAUAAAUCUUCACAGUCACUCUGAUACAGCAUAUAUUCCAGGAGCUUGUAAUGUCUCAACUGUCCAGAAUGGAAUUGCAUUGGUUUAUACUGACUCUUAUGAUCCAGAUGGCAACCAUGGAGAGGAAACUGACUGUCUUCAACUUUCUGCAGAAGUUGUGGAAAGUGGUGGAUAUCAGGAAGCAUUAGGUAGUACAGUAAUGGGGCUGGAAAAUGGCGAGGCAGAAGUAUUCACUGGUCUUUCACUGCCAGUUCCGGCUUUUAACUGUGAGAUAAGAGAGGAAUUUGAAGAGUUAGAUUGCACACCUUCAAUGAAAAGUUCUACUGAUGAUGCUGAGUUUAUCCAUCAGAGCAAGCAGGACUUUCAACAGUCCUCUUCUGAAGAUGAAUUUGUUAGAAAGACACAAGAUAAUAUUGACCAUGAGGAAAAACAGACAGAAAAUUUUCCUGAAGAUGCAGCCUGUGUUCCAGGGCAUAUUUGUAGUGAACAAAAUGCAGGUGAUAGGGACAGCAACUGUAGAAGUUCUCCUGAACAGGUAGUAAGGCCAAAAGUUAGGAAAGUGAUAAGUUCAAGCCAAGUGGAUCAGGAAGUAGGUUCAAACAGGCAUGAGGCUAAACAAAGAAGUGUACAAAGAUGGAGGGAAGCUUUGGAAGUUGAGGAAUGCAUCGGGGAUGAUUCUUUAAUAAAGUGUGAAGAAUUUGAUGGAGAACAUGAAUGUAUGUUUUUGGAUCCACCUUACUCAAGAGUUACAUCAAGGGAAACAGAACAUAGCAAUGUAACACCAGGAAGUGGAGCCACAGUAGGAACGCAAGAACGGGGUAACAACUUUUGGAAUGGCUGUGGAGACUAUUACCAACUCUAUGACAAAGAUGAAGAUAGUUCAGAAUGCAGUGAUGGGGAGUGGUCUGCUUCUUUGCCUCAUCGGUUUUCUGGCACAGAGAAAGAUCAGUCCUCAAGUGAUGAGAGCUGGGAGACACUGCCAGGAAAAGAUGAGAAUGAACCUGAGUUACAGAGUGAGAGCAGUGGUCCUGAAGAAGAAAACCAGGAAUUAUCUCUUCAGGAAGGAGAACAUACAUCUUUGGAAGAGGGAGAAAUCCCUUGGUUACAGUACAAUGAAGUGAAUGAAAGCAGCAGUGAUGAAGGAAAUGAGCCUGCCAAUGAAUUUGCACAGCCGGAAGCUUUCAUGUUGGAUGGUAACAAUAACCUUGAGGAUGACUCCAGUGUGAGUGAAGACUUGGAUGUGGACUGGAGUCUAUUUGAUGGCUUUGCGGAUGGACUGGGAGUUGCCGAAGCUAUUUCUUAUGUGGAUCCUCAGUUCCUCACCUACAUGGCACUAGAAGAACGCUUAGCCCAGGCUAUGGAGACUGCACUGGCACAUUUAGAGUCUCUUGCAGUGGAUGUGGAAGUGGCCAAUCCCCCAGCCAGUAAGGAGAGCAUUGAUGGGCUUCCAGAGACUCUGGUUCUUGAAGACCACACUGCUAUUGGUCAGGAGCAGUGCUGCCCCAUCUGUUGCAGUGAGUAUAUUAAGGAUGAUAUUGCAACCGAGCUGCCCUGUCACCAUUUCUUUCACAAACCAUGUGUCUCAAUUUGGCUACAGAAGUCGGGAACAUGCCCUGUGUGCCGCCGUCAUUUCCCACCUGCAGUUAUUGAAGCAUCUGCAGCUGCUUCCUCGGAGCCUGAUCCUGAUGCCCCACCUUCAAACGACACUACUGCAGAAGCCCCCUAAAUCUAAAAGUUGCGAUGAAAUCAGUCUAUCAAAGUAAAUCUGCAAAUUCCUUCUAAGUCUGAUGUGCAAAUAAUUAUAUAUAAAUAUAUUUAAAGUGCUAUAUAUAGUAUAUGCCAUAGUUUAGAAAGAGAGUAAUAGCCUUUCUAAACUGAGUUUAGGUUUGCAGAAAGUACUCAACAUUUUCAAGCUGAAUGUUCAAACAGUGCAUCCAUUUUCUUUAGUUGAGUAUGUUGGUAUUAAGUGUAAAGUCAAGCUUAUCAGUCAACGCUCUCCAAAAGAAAUAGUCAUCUAUGUGGCACAUGUUACUGGUUUUGUCUAAAGUAUGCCACUAAGAGAUUAUAAUUAAGCUCUCCUAUUCGCUCAAAUGUGAACCGUGAACACAAUAGUAAAAUUGGUUUCAUUUGGAAAUAAGAUGAAUUCUAAAGCAUGCUUUUGCACUGAUCCCUUUGCUUUUGCUAAAUUGAAACCUCUUAGUUUAUAAAUACUGAGAAGUUUUUUAGGAAAUUGUCGAUACUUCUGUCUUGGUUUAAAAUAAGGACUAUUUAAGUGCCUGGCAAUGGGCUAAAUUUGGCCAAAAUAACACAAAAAUUUAAAUCUUAGAUAUAACCCCUCCUGAAAUGGCUAGACGUUAAAAUUCAGUAAACAGUGGAUGUGCUUCAAAUAAGGUCAAUGAGGCAAAUGAGGAAUUUAAUACUCAAUGUUUGGUACAGUAAGAUGAAUUUGAUAGUCUUAUAAAACUCUCUUCAGUGCUUAUCGAACUGUUUCUACUUGGUAAAAGUUAAACUUGAAAGUUCAGAGCACACUUGGCACAUUUGUUUAGUAAGCAUUGGAUAGUUUGUUUCAGGUAACUUUGGUUCUGAAAUAUUUUGGAAGGUCUGAAAACUUGCAUAGAGUCACCUUUAUAAUUAUAUAACUCCCAGUGAAAAUGAAAUGACUUCGUAGGUGAUCACAUGCAACAGGCAAGUUUGUAUACACGCAGGCAUAGUAAUUAACUUAUAGAUGUGAUUUGCUAUGAACACUAUAGAACAGUGGCUUUUAGAAUAUCACAGUUGAGCAAGUAAAAUAGUAAAGCACACAAUGAGUGUAUAUCCAUUCAAGUGGUUCACUGAAAUUUAGUUUGGAAAAUAUUUAUGUGACUUCCCAAAUGCAGAAUUACAUUUAUUUGUGUAAUUUCUCUGAAUAUUUAUAUUCUGUCUCUUUUCUCCAGUCUUAAAAUUAAAUGAAUUUUCACUGUUGGUACAUUUGAGGCUCUUAAAAGUAUAAGGAACAUAACACUUGCAUUCUAAUUUUUGCAAAUAUUGUAAAUGUGUCUGGUAUUUACAGCAAAAUACUGUAUCCUUUUAUGGGUAAAACAAAAGUGAGCAAUGCAUGCAUGAAAUGUGGUGAAUUUGUAAUUUAGGGGUUCUUUGGGGCUUCUGUGACUUUGGAAAUGCUUACAUUCAAGCCUUAAUGUUGCAUUAGCUAGCAUGUUUUCCUUCUGAUGUAUAUAAACUGUUAUAUAAACUAAUCUCUGCUUGUUUUCUACUAUGUGAUCUUUCCAUGCCAUAUUCAUCGAUGAUCAGUUAGUGUCAAGGAGUCAAAUCAGAUUGCAAUUAAUUCUUAUGUGUAUAUUGUGGAAAUUUGUGGCUAGUGUGAUUUUGUUGUUGUUGUUGUUUCAUUUUCUUUUCAAGUAGUGUUAAUCUGUUGUAACACUUACUGGUUAAACUUAAAAUUGCUUCAGAUUUCUCUGUAAUAAGCCACACACUAUAUUUAGAUAGUAUUAAGGGACCUUGGUUUUCUUCUCCUAGAUAGCAGCUGUCCCAAAGAAAAUAUUUCUUCUUUGUCUGUUACAAUUUUGCUGUUAUCUGCCAGUUGUUAAGAGAUUUUUUUUUAUUUCUAAAUUCAACCAGCAGUGUUGAGCUAAACAUCAGAGCUGUUGUUCUUUUUGCUCCAUCUGUUACUGUCCUUUACUGUUGGCUCCUUACCUUCAAAUGGCUGCUAUAAAGGAGAAAAGUUGAAUGAGAGUUGGGUUAAAUUUUUUAAAAAGAAUAUGGAAAUUUUAGGACUUUAUGGAAAUAAGCCAGUAGAAGCUGAGGCUGAUAAGUUCAGACCCCAAAAUAUUGAUCUUAUCUUGGAUCCUUUUGAAAAAGUUAUGAAUAUAUGAAGGUAUAUUAGAAGUAGAUAUGAAUAUUAAUAAAAUAUUGUUUAUCUUAUUUCUCCAUGUUGUAAUGAUCUAAUAAUUUUAUUUUUUGAACAUUUUCUUAUUUCUUAUAAUAUGAAUGCUGAUAUUUAAGUUAGAUUUAUGUGGUUUUCUUUUGUGUUUCAUAAUCGUUUAUCACAAAGCUAACUAACUCUUUAAGAUUAUUUGUGAUCUGGAUUUAUAUAUAAGCUGUUAAAUAUAUAUGAACUGUUAAAAUGGAAUGCAAGUUUUUCAAAAGCCCAGGUCUAAAUGUAAUAAUUGGUUUAUUGUUCUAUAACCCCAGCCCAUCAUUUUCUGUGUAAAUCAUAAACAAUAAACAGGAUAUACUCAGUGGUUA